CACGUCGUUGUCUUCAACAAACAAGAAUGCAGUCUGGAAUCGUCUUCGUUACGGUAGCAGCAGUAUUGCUACAGAAUGGCCAUGCCGGCUUCGUGUCUCUCAAAAUGCCGUACCCGAAUCCGGCGGGAGUAUCCUACAUCAAUAAUAUCGCGCCCCAGGCGCACUUUGCGUACAGUCUUCCCGGUAAAGUUGAAGCCCAACACAUUGGAUAUGCCGCCGCCCAAGUGCCAGCAGUAGCCGCUGUGCCUUACGUCCAACAUAUACCGACUGUUUCUCAUGUGCCAGUCACGAAGUACGAAGCCCAACCUGCUUUCCUGGAGAAGCAAAUAGACGUUGUGAAACAGGCCGUGUCCACACGCAAAUUCGAAGUACGUCGUCCAGCAAUCCAGCAGCAAUUCUUCGACAUCGAAGAACGCGUGGUCGUCCGGCCAGUUGGCUCAGCUGUAGUCGAGCUCGACCAGCCAACCUCCAGGAUCCCCAAGGGACCAGCUGUGAUCGAAUCUGUGAAUCAGCCUUCCGAAGAGACCUCAGUUUCGCAAUCUUCAAUUUUUGCAUCCUCAGGUUCGCCUAAGGAUAACGAAACCAUUGUAGUAGAGAACGCUGAUUGCGUUAAUGUUAACGAUCAAGGCCAGGUACGAUUCAAAUUACCAGCAGUACAAGUUAACUCGAAUAGUGAAUUUUCAAGCGGAGCCUUUGUUGCCCACGACCCCGUUCCAAACGUCGUCAUCAGCCCGAAUUCCUCCCCUGAAGAGGACAAAAAAAACCAGAACAGGCUAAUCGAACUGCUCACCGCUCGUGGCAACGUUGCUGAGAUUGGAUCCGGCCUCUUUGGGCUUGACAAAUUCAACGAUAGCGAAGCUGGCCAAUUCAGAGGACGUGUGAUCUCUGCCACCCCUGCUCCAGACUUUGCAGAACCAGCUGGCGAACGUGUCUCCACACGACGUGUCGUGCUCAACAAGCCCAUCGAGACUCUUCAAGAAGUGGACGUCGUGGAACCAGCGACAAAAAUUGAACGAGUGUCCGUUAAACAGCCUACCUUCAUAAAAACGGCGCGUCUUGAUCAUGUUCAGGUUCACAGUUCGGUCCCAGUUUAUGGAAAGGCUCUGACACCAACAAUCGCUCAUGCUGCUGUUCCACUUUACCAAAAGACCAUCUCUCCAGCUUAUGACUACUACCAUUAG
This is a messenger RNA of Habropoda laboriosa, 1181 nucleotides long. RefSeq lists its product as uncharacterized. Bases 27 to 1181 code for a protein of 384 amino acids. NCBI's taxonomy places the organism in Eukaryota, Metazoa, Arthropoda, Insecta, Hymenoptera, Apidae. The record is from RefSeq and is a predicted model, not a curated record. The transcript is spliced from 5 exons.